AUGGAAGGCCAGGAGCGGCCGGCGCCCCCCGCCAGCCCGUUUGCGGACGGGCACCUGGUCCUGUGGACUCUGUGUUCGGUGCUGCUGCCCGUGCUCAUCACCUUGUGGUGCAGCGUCCAGCGGUCGCGCCGGCAGCUGCACCGCAGGGACAUCUUCCGCAAGAGCAAGCACGGCUGGCGCGACACGGACCUGUUCAGCCAGCCCACCUACUGCUGUGUGUGCGCGCAGCACAUCCUGCAGGGCGCCUUCUGCGACUGCUGUGGGCUGCGCGUGGACGAGGGCUGCCUCAAGAAGGCCGACAAGCGCUUCCCCUGCAAGGAGAUCAUGCUCAAGAGUGACAGCAAGGCCUUGGACGCCAUGCCCCACCACUGGAUCCGGGGAAACGUCCCCCUGUGCAGUUACUGUGUAGUUUGCAAGCAACAGUGUGGCAACCAGCCCAAGCUCUGCGAUUACAGGUGCAUUUGGUGUCAGAAAACAGUACAUGAUGAAUGUAUGAAAAAUAGCUUAAGGAAUGAAAAGUGUGAUUUUGGAGAAUUCAAAAACCUCAUCAUUCCACCAAGUUAUUUAACCUCCAUUAAUCAUAUGCGUAAAGAUAAAAAAACAGAUUAUGAAAUGCUGGCCUCUAAACUUGGGAAGCAAUGGACUCCAUUAAUAAUUCUGGCCAACUCUCGUAGUGGAACUAACAUGGGAGAAGGAUUGCUGGGGGAAUUCAGGAUCCUCCUAAAUCCCGUCCAGGUUUUUGAUGUUACUAAAACUCCCCCCAUCAAAGCCCUACAACUUUGUACUCUUCUUCCCUAUGACUCAGCUCGAGUGCUUGUCUGUGGAGGGGAUGGGACUGUUGGCUGGGUCCUGGAUGCCCUUGACGAAAUGAAGAUUAAGGGACAAGAGAAAUACAUUCCACAAGUUGCAGUCUUGCCUCUGGGAACAGGCAAUGAUCUAUCCAAUACCUUGGGGUGGGGUACAGGUUAUGCGGGAGAAAUCCCAGUUGCACAAGUCUUAAGAAACGUGAUGGAAGCAGAUGGAAUUAAACUAGAUAGAUGGAAAGUUCAAGUAACAAAUAAAGGAUACUACAACUUAAGAAAACCCAAGGAAUUCACAAUGAACAACUAUUUUUCUAUUGGACCUGAUGCUCUCAUGGCCCUCAAUUUUCAUGCUCAUCGUGAGAAGGCCCCAUCUCUGUUUUCUAGCAGAAUUCUUAAUAAGGCUGUUUACUUAUUUUAUGGAACCAAAGAUUGUUUAGUGCAAGAAUGUAAAGAUUUGAAUAAAAAAGUUGAGCUAGAGCUGGAUGGUGAGCGAGUAGAACUGCCGAAUUUGGAAGGCAUUAUCGUUCUGAAUAUCGGCUACUGGGGUGGCGGCUGCAGACUGUGGGAAGGGAUGGGAGACGAGACCUACCCUCUAGCCAGGCAUGAUGACGGUUUAUUGGAAGUUGUUGGAGUAUAUGGGUCUUUCCACUGUGCUCAGAUUCAAGUGAAACUGGCGAAUCCUUUUCGAAUAGGACAAGCACAUACAGUGCGACUGAUCUUGAAGUGCUCGAUGAUGCCAAUGCAGGUAGAUGGGGAGCCGUGGGCCCAGGGGCCCUGCACUGUCACCAUAACCCACAAGACACACGCACUGAUGUUGUAUUUCUCUGGAGAACAAACGGAUGACGACGUCUCUAGUACUUCAGACCAAGAGGAUACAAAGGAAACUGAGUAG
This is a messenger RNA of Rangifer tarandus platyrhynchus (Svalbard reindeer), 1695 nucleotides long. The record is from the annotation of a GenBank genome assembly. NCBI's taxonomy places the organism in Eukaryota, Metazoa, Chordata, Mammalia, Artiodactyla, Cervidae.